AUGGGUCGUAAAAACGCUUGCUCUAUCCUUACUUCUAAAAUGGUUCGAAGAGAGGGCGGAAAAUUCUGUGCCAAGUCUCCAAUUAUUACUAUUGAUACAGAAAAGGAAGCUGGAGAAAAGGAACCUGUUGAAAAUCAAAUUGUAGAAGAGUACGACUGGGAGCUCUUGGAUUUAGAUAUGGAUACAAUGAUUGCUGCAGAAGACUUGAGAUCAUCGAUUAUGCACAACAAGAGAAAAAUGAAAGAAGAGCUUGAGGCAAAUAAAGACAAGAAGGUCAGAACGCUUGCUGAUUUUGGUUUCUUGGUUCCUGUUGCACCAGUUUCGCCUGUAACAGAAGCAUUAACUGUAUACAAGCAAUCAAAAGAUGAGGAACUUGAAAAGAUUCGUGAAGCUUAUGAGAAAAUCUCUGAGAUGAUAAAGUCUCCAGUCAGUUCAGAUAGCGAGUUGGGCAAGUUUGCUUUGUUUGAAAAAAUCGAGGCAUCUGAAAAAGCAGCAGAGAUUUUUUGGACAACACCUUCCAAGUACCGUGGAGAGGCUGUCUGCAGUUGGGUCAAAGAAUUUCUUCAGUUUGGCAAAAUUUCUGAACAUCAACAGGGCAAGCAUGCCAAGCAGUCUUCAAUUGUAGACGAUGAAGACCUUAAAAAGAAAGUAAUUGUUUGGCUUCGUACUCAAAAAGCAGAAAGACGAACUGUUGUGGAUUUGAAAAAGUAUCUCAAUGAAAUGCUUUUUCCAUCAUGCCUUGGUAACAACCAGGACGUAUAUUAUGAUGGACAUGAAAGACAAGACCUUAUUCAGUAUUGCUAUGCUUGGGCAAUGCGAAUGAUAGGAUACAAACAAUGUCUGUCAGACUUUACUGGGGAAGAUGAAGAAAUUGAGAUGACCUCUCUUCUUUUGGAGAACCAGAAGAAGCUGGUUAUGGUGACCCAUGAUGAGUCCACCUUUUAUGCCCAUGAUGAAAAGGUGGACAUGUGGCUUGAGGAAGGUGAAAGCCACAUCCGCAAAAAAGGUCAGGGAAGAUCUCUGAUGUUCUCCCGAAUCUUCGUUCCUAAUCUAAAAUCUUCAAUUCUUCCUCUUAAAAACUUCUUCAACUUCAACCACCACAACAAUGGCACUAUGCGAGUGAAGGGAUGGGUCUCCUGCAGAAUAUUUAACGUUGGGGUAGCAUAUGGCAGUUACUGGACAAGCAAAGACAUGCUUGACCAGCUGAAGAACCAUGUUAUCCCUCUGUUCAAAAGCUUGCAUGAGGGGUGCACCGGUGUCUUUAUUUUCAACCAAAGCAGCAACCACAAAGCAUAUGCCACAGAUGCCUUGGUUGCCACCCACAUGGUUCUAAAGCCAAAGAUUGUUUCUGAAAAUGACAAGUUCAUUUUCAAAGAUAUAACGUUUUUGAGAGAUGGAUGUAUCAUCCCUCAAUCAUUGUAUGAGACAGUCUUUGAAGCUGGAAGGAAAGGAAAGGGGCCAGUAGAGAAGAGACAGUUUGUUGGCAUCCAGUGGAUCCUUCUGGAGCAUGGACUGUGGAUGGAACUGGAUCCAUUCAAUCUUUCUAGAAGAUGGAGAAUGGACUGCAAUGGAGAAGAAGCAAAGAACCACUGUUGCUGUGCCCGCCACCUCUUGGCCUCUCAGUCCAACUUUUCUGGACAGAAGACAGCUAUUCAAGAGGCGGUGGAAGAGCAUUACUGGGGCGCAGCCAAACGUGUGGCUCGCCUAAACUGCGAUUAUUCUUUCAAGUUGUUAGAAAAGAAUCUUCUGUCUUUCUUGGACAGUGCCUCUCCUGUGGCUGGUUCUCCUUCUAUGAUCAGAAGAUUUUAUAAAAAGACUUGGAGAUAUAUUAAAGCUUACAGCAAGUUUUUAGAUGCUAAGGAUGCUGAUGCUGAGGUGAAGAAAUUCACUUCAAGAAUUAGUAAAUCUUACUGCAGCAGGCAUCCAUGA
Phycomyces blakesleeanus NRRL 1555(-) is the source of this 1929-nucleotide messenger RNA. RefSeq lists its product as hypothetical. The coding region runs from base 1 to 1929 and encodes 642 amino acids. The record is from RefSeq and is a predicted model, not a curated record. The transcript is spliced from 6 exons. Lineage: Eukaryota; Fungi; Mucoromycota; Mucoromycetes; Mucorales; Phycomycetaceae.